AUGCCGACUCCUCAUCCCGAAAAUGAUCUCAUCAAUGAAAAGGCCUCUGUUGAACAAAAUGAGUUUUGUGAAAAUGAAACAACCGCUAACUGUUCUAAAAGUAAUGCAGAUCCAAUUGUGUGUAAAGAAGAUGUGUGCGAUGAGGAUGGAGACUGCGGCGAUUCAAAAAUAGGAAUCGGAUAUUCAGGCGACAAUUCAGAAAAGAGUGUCACUGAAGAUCAUGGCAAUGAAGACUCAAGCAUCAAUGCCUCAGAAGACGAGCAAGGAUCAGAAAGUUCAAGUGAAGAUCAAACAACAAGUGGUGAAAGUCUCGAAUUCCCUAGUGAUGAAACCCAGCAAUCCUCAAGUGAAGAUCAAACCACUAAUGAUGAGAGCUUUAAAUGUUCAAAUGCUGAAACCAUCGAAGACCAAGACUCAGAAAGUUCAAACGAAGAUCAAAGCUACAAUGAGUCAAGUUACGAAGCAAGUGAAGAGCAAAGCUCAAGCGAGGAUAACACGUCUGAAAGUUCAUCCGAUUCAGACAGUGUUGAAGAAUACUCAGAAGAUGAAAGCAGAGUGGACAAGUAG
Molecule: messenger RNA, 567 nt
Organism: Helianthus annuus (common sunflower)
Lineage: Eukaryota; Viridiplantae; Streptophyta; Magnoliopsida; Asterales; Asteraceae
Product: clumping factor B-like
Exons: 2
Coding region: 1-567 (188 amino acids)
Source: RefSeq, a predicted model, not a curated record